Eutrema salsugineum is the source of this 2316-nucleotide messenger RNA. RefSeq lists its product as uncharacterized. The transcript has 2 exons. The record is from RefSeq and is a predicted model, not a curated record. Bases 131 to 2188 code for a protein of 685 amino acids. Lineage: Eukaryota; Viridiplantae; Streptophyta; Magnoliopsida; Brassicales; Brassicaceae.
CACAUCUCUCUUUUUCUACAUCUCAAAAUUUUCCAUUUCUUAUAAUCUCACAACAUCUUCUCAGAGAAAACAAAAAUCUCAGUCACUGAACACAACGCACGAGUCACGAGGUAGAAGAAGAAGAAGCAAGAUGAUAAACGGCUGGAGAAGAGCCUUUUGCACUUCCAUACCGAAAGAGAGAAACGACAACGACGAUAACGACGACGGAGUUCUUGAUUCACCGGAGAAUCAACGUUUCCGCCACAAAUCCGCCUCAAAGUUCGGAUUUUUCUCAACUCCGUCGACGCCUCGUUCCGUUUCCGGCACCUACAGCCUUCGUUGUCGGACUUCGCUAUCCACCGCCGUCUCCACCGCUUCUCCGUCUCCGUCUCUUCCCGGAACUCCGAAGCUAAAGUGCAGAACAACCUCCGCAGAAACAACUCCAAUCACAACGCCGACGAGAAACAGAAGCCUCGUCUCCUCUUCCCCCAAAUCUCCGGCGAGUUUCUCCCUCUUCACGUCCAAGCUCAGAUUCAAUAAAAGUAGCAACAAAUGCGGAAUCUGUUUACAGAGUGUGAAAUCAGGCCAAGGUACGGCGAUUUUCACGGCGGCGUGUUCACACACGUUUCAUUUUCCCUGCGUUACCUCACGCGCCGCCGCAGAACAUAACCGGCUCGUCUGUUGUCCGGUUUGCGGAUCCUCGCUGUUUCCCGAGAUUGGAAAUUACACUAAACCGGAUUCUCGAACCGAGCUUGGGAACAAGUCGUUGAGAGUCUACAACGACGACGAGCCUUUGAUUUCCUCUCCGAUUUCUCCCGCCGGUUUUUACACAAUACUCGAAUCCGAUGAAAACGAAGACGGCGAGUUCAGUGAAUUUUCCGUUAUAACGCCGUCACCACUAACGGCGAAACUGUUAACAGAUCCUACAUCGAGAAACGUGGAGGUAAAGCUCUCGCCGGAAUCGGCGAUCGUUGCGGCGGGGAGAGGUUACGAGACGUACUCCGUGGUCAUGAAGGUGAAAUCACCGCCGUUUCCGACGGCGCGUGGAGCGGCGCGUAGAUCGCCGGUGGAUUUGGUAACGGUUUUAGACGUGAGCGGGAGAGAUUCCGGAGGUAAAUUAGAAUCGCUGAAGCGAACGAUGAGGCUUGUGAUUUCGAAUCUAAGAGAGACGGAUCGUUUAUCGAUCGUCGCGUUUUCGUCGAGCUCGAAACGAUUAUUGCCGUUACGGAGGAUGACGGCGAGCGGGAGGAGAUCGGCCCGGCGACUCGUUGAUAUCAUUGCCGUUCCCGGCUCCGGCACCGGAAUCGCUUGCUCCGGUGAAGGAAUGAGCGCGAACGACGCGUUGAAGAAAGCGGUUAAGGUGUUAGAAGAUCGCCGGCAGAAAAACCCCUUCACCACCGUCUUUGUUUUAACUGGCCGUCGGGCCCAUCAGGCCCAAUUGGCCCAUUCUAGAAUCCCCGUUAUAUGGCUCGGAGCGUGGGAUCACGCGCUUCCGGAGGACGCGUUUGCGAGCAGCAUCAACGGUUAUUUGAGUUUGUCUGUUCAGGAUCUUACGAUAAACCUCGGGUUAGUUUCCGGGUCGGGUCAGGGAGAGAUUACUUCCAUGUACUCUCUUUCGGGUCGACCUGCUUGGCUUGGAACCGGUUCAAUCCGGUUAGGUGAUAUGUACGCUGAGGAAGAGAGAGCCUUGCUUGUGGAAAUCAGAGCACCGGUUAGUUCUUCAUCCACUAGUAGGUCCCACAGAAUGAUGACCGUUCGAUCUCGUUACAUGGACCCCACGACACAAGAAAUAAGAAACCCGGAAGAUCGGGCGCUUCUGAUUCCUUCCCCUCUCACCGUUCGAUCAUCGUCCAACCCAAACAUCUCACGGCUCAGAAAUCUCCACGUCAGCACUCGAGCCGUCGCGGAGUCUCGGCGGCUGAUAGAGCGAAACGAUUACACCGGAGCUCAGAGAUUGCUGACGUCAGCAAGGGCCUUGCUGGUGCAGUACGGUUUGAACUCGAGUGAUACGUGCUUACGUGGCAUAGACGCCGAGCUAGCAGAUCUUAACGGUUUGAGAGAAAGACACGUGGCGACAACGGAGAGUUUGGAGCCGCUUACUCCGACGUCGGCUUGGAAAGCGGCGGAGAGGUUGGCUAAAGUGGCGAUGGUGAGGAAACAUAUGAACAGAGUCAGCGACUUGCAUGGGUUCGAAAACGCUAGAUUUUAGUUUCCUUUUUAUUUGCCUGUUUUAUAAAAGUUUCCUUAAUUAGGCUAUAGAACUUGUGUAAUGAUCUGAUGAUACAAACAAAUAUAGAAUGGUGCAUAAUGAAGUUAUAUUUGGUCAAGUGAUGACAA